Molecule: messenger RNA, 1736 nt
Organism: Eurytemora carolleeae
Lineage: Eukaryota; Metazoa; Arthropoda; Copepoda; Calanoida; Temoridae
Exons: 14
Coding region: 702-1601 (299 amino acids)
Molecular function (GO): GTP binding
Source: RefSeq, a predicted model, not a curated record
AAGAAGUUGAAUUAUUAAAAGUUUAGAACAAUUGCACAUAUCAAGCUUUUCCGCUAUGACAGUUACAAUACACAAAAUGAGAUAAAUUCUUGGUAUGGUUGCAAGGGAUCAUUGCAUAUGAUAUAUGAUGGCCCACUGCAUGCAUAAAACUAUAUUUACAGGUUUAUAAUCUUGGGAGGGACUGGAGUAGGAAAAUCAAGUCUUCUCAAUGCUCUGGUUGGACGGAGACAUGACUUUCAUGGAGAAGGUUACAAUGAUGGCUGCUUUAAGGAAGAGAACCUAUAACGCUGAAACCCUGCAUUUCAUGCUAAAUCAGGAAGAGAACCUAUAACGCUGAAACCCUGCAUUUCAUGCUAAAUCAGGAAGAGAACCUAUAACGAUGAAACCCUGUAUUUCAUGCUAAAUCAGGAACAGAACCUAUAACGCUGAAACCAUAUAAUUCAUGCUAAAUCAGGAAGAGAACCUAUAACGCUGAAACCCUGUAUUUCAUGCUAAAUCAGGCAGAGGACCUAUGACACUGAAACCCUGUAUUUCAGGCUAAAUCAGGAAAAGAACCUAUAACAAUGAAACCCUGUAUUUCAUGCUAAAUCAGGAGGUGAACCUGUGACAAUGUAACCCUGUAUUUCAGGCUAAAUCAGGGGGUGAAUCUGUGACAACGAAACCCUGUAUUUCAGGCUAAAUCAGGAGGUGAACCUGUGACAAUGAAACCCUGUAUUGAUGUACAGCCAUGGUUGGGAAACGAAUCAAUAGGAAUGGUUACUCUGAUCGAUACUCCAGGUCUUGGGUUGAAUGCCAGCAUGGAUGCUGCGACAAUGUCAAGUAUAGUGAAACUACUGAAGGAUUUAAAACAUGUUCAUGUUUUUAUCCUGGCUUACAAGGAGAACGAUCACAGAGCAACGCAGGAGAUGAAGUAUAUGCUAGAAUACUUAAUUGAAGUAUUUGGUUCAAAUAUAUGGAAUUAUGCUAUACUAGAGGCAACACACUGGAGCUAUGAGAAGAAACAGAUGGAGAUACGAGCAGAAAAUAAUCGAACAGAGAAAUCCUGGGCCCAGAGGUUCAACACAUUCUUUUCAAGAGAAUUCAAACUUAGGGGAGAUUUCACGCUUCCGGCAGUUUUUAUAGAUUCUUUUCAUACGGUUUUUCCUGAGGAUGCCUUUCAGAGGGCCAAGUUUGAGGAGAAUGCUGAAAAACUUUGGAAAUUCGCGAAUUCGAGGAAAAACACACCUUACACUUGCAAUGAUAUAGAGGUUUUAUUGAACGAGCGAGCUUUGAUGGAGCAAUCUUUACAUAAUCUGACGGCAUUGAAGGCAGCACAGGAACUGAAUCUCACCCUAACACAAAUGGAGGUUGAGAUGCUACAGGAUAAAGUCGGGGAAAAGGAUGUUAUUAUCAAGACAAGCUAUACACUUGAAACAUUAGGUUUGUGUGGAGGGUUGAGUCUGAUUCUAGGUCUUUUUAUUGGAAUAAUCUCAACUGCAAUAUGUGCCAGUAAAUUUGGCGAAAUCGGAGAUUUUAUUGCUGGUUCAGACCCAACUCAUUUCCAGGUUAACGAGGAAGGAAACCAUGAGAACUACAGUGAGACAACUGUUAAAGAAACUUAAUCUUAAAUCCUUUUGUACAAAAUAGAUUAAAAGUUGCUUUCACUUUUUAAAAUAGAUUGAUUGAUAUAAUUAAUAUAAUAUGUUCAUUAAUUAAUGUACCUCUUGCAAAUAUCAAUAAAAGUAAUUAACAUUUGU